Corticium candelabrum is the source of this 3060-nucleotide messenger RNA. Its product is annotated as 116 kDa U5 small nuclear ribonucleoprotein component-like. The transcript has 32 exons. Gene Ontology annotation, biological process: mRNA splicing, via spliceosome. Gene Ontology annotation, molecular function: GTP binding; U5 snRNA binding; GTPase activity. The record is from RefSeq and is a predicted model, not a curated record. Gene Ontology annotation, cellular component: cytosol; U4/U6 x U5 tri-snRNP complex; U2-type catalytic step 2 spliceosome. NCBI's taxonomy places the organism in Eukaryota, Metazoa, Porifera, Homoscleromorpha, Homosclerophorida, Plakinidae. Bases 70 to 3003 code for a protein of 977 amino acids.
ACCGCGUGCGUUACGUUUGCACUGCGUUUCUCCUCAUUCUCUCAACAACGAGCACAGAUCGCUGUCGUCAUGGACGUCGACUUGUAUGAUGAAUUUGGCAACUACGUCGGUCCCGAGCUGGAGAGCGAGGGGAGCGAAGACGAGGACGAGAGAGAUGAAGAUGAUGAUGAAGAUGAGGAGAGAAGAGAUGGCGGAGCAACGGAUCUGAUGUUGGUUGAAGAGGAGGAGGAAGGGAGCUCUACUGCAGUUGUGCUUCAUGAGGACAAGAAAUAUUAUCCAACAGCAGAGGAGGUCUAUGGUCCUGAUGUUGAGGCAAUAGUCCAGGAGGAAGACACACAGCCUCUCACAGAACCUAUUAUUGCACCAGUAAAGAAGUUGAAAUUCUCACACAUUGAGUCUGAAAUUCCAGAGACUGUCUACGAUCUAGAAUUUCUAGCUGAUCUAAUGGAUAAUCCAGAAUUGAUAAGAAACGUUGCACUUGUCGGUCACUUACAUCACGGCAAGACGUCAUUUGUUGACAUGCUGAUUGAACAAACACAUCCACAAAUUCGAGCCAGGGAAGACAGAGAUCUGCGUUACACAGAUGUCCUAUUUACUGAGCAAGAGCGUGGUGUGAGCAUCAAGAGCACUCCAGUCAGUCUGGUUUUACCUGACGUAAGAGACAAGUCGUAUUACAUCAAUAUUUUUGAUACACCAGGUCAUGUGAAUUUUUCUGACGAAGUGACGGCCGCAAUGCGUCUCUCUGAUGGUGUCGUCGUAUUUGUUGAUGCAUCCGAAGGGGUGAUGCUGAAUACAGAGAGAUUGAUUAAGCAUGCUGUCCAGGAGAGGAUGCCGAUUAUGUUGUGUAUCAAUAAGAUCGAUCGUCUCAUACUGGAGCUGAAACUGCCACCUGCUGAUGCCUAUUUCAAACUAAAACACACAAUAGAUGAGGUCAACUCACUGAUCAGUUUGCAUUCAGAAGCUCAAGAAGAGCAGAUUGUGUCUCCUCUGCUUGGGAAUGUGUGCUUUGCCAGCUCGCAGUAUCGUUUCUCGUUUACUCUCCUUUCGUUUGCUAAAACGUAUGCCGAUACAUCAGGAGUUGAUAUCAAUCCAGAAGAAUUUUCUCGGCGGCUAUGGGGUGACAUUUACUUCAACCCCACAAAACGAACGUUUACCAAGAAGUUGCCAACAGGGACAAGUCAGAGGAGUUUUGUUGAGUUCAUUCUCGAGCCACUUUUCAAGAUCAUCGCUCAAGUUGUUGGAGAUGUUGAUAACACGCUGCCUCGUGUUCUUGAUGAACUUGGUGUUCAUUUGACAAGUUCUGAGAUGAAGUUGAACAUUCGGCCACUUCUUAGACUUAUUUGUCGUCGUUUCUUUGGUGGAGCAACUGGGUUUGUUUCUAUGUGUGUCCAGCACAUGCCAUCACCUGUUUCAGGUGCACAAGCGAAGGUGGAGUAUGCUUACACUGGACCAAAUGAUGAAGAUCUUGCUGUUGCCAUGACCGAGUGUGAUGCUGAGGGCCCAUUGAUGGUUCACACAACCAAGUUGUACCCAUCUCAUGAUGCUUCAACGUUUUAUGCAUUUGGACGAGUGAUGAGUGGAACAUUGUUAGCCAACUCGGAAGUGAAAGUAAUGGGAGAACAAUACACACUAGAAGAUGAAGAAGAUUCAAGAAUAGUGACAACUGGACGUUUAUGGAUAUCUGAAGCUCGGUAUCGUAUUGAAGUGAGUCAAGUGCCCGCAGGCAACUGGGUGCUCAUAGAAGGUAUUGACCAACCCAUUGUGAAGACAUCAACCAUCACACAAGUGAGAGGAAACGAAGAGGCUCAAAUAUUCUCGCCUCUCAAGUUCAACACGUCGUCUAUCGUAAAGAUUGCUGUAGAGCCAGUCAAUCCAUCCGAACUUCCCAAAAUGUUGGACGGACUGCGGAAAGUCAACAAGACAUAUCCACUCGUCUAUACGAAGGUUGAGGAGUCUGGAGAGCAUGUAAUAUUUGGAACAGGGGAACUUUAUAUGGACUGCAUCAUGCACGACCUCAGGAAGAUGUACUCAGAAAUCGAAAUCAAGGUGGCCGAUCCUGUCGUUGCAUUUUGCGAGACCGUCGUUGAGACUUCAUCAUUAAAAUGCUUUGCAGAGACACCAAACAAGAAGAACAAGGUAACGAUGAUUGCGGAACCUUUAGAGAAAGGUCUAGCAGAAGAUAUCGAAAACGGAGUCGUGCAGGUCAACUGGAACAAGAAACGACUUGGCGAGUUUUUUCAGACGAAAUAUGAUUGGGAUCUGUUAGCAGCUCGCUCUAUAUGGGCAUUUGGUCCAGACGUUAAUGGACCAAACAUUUUGGUGGAUGACACAUUGCCAUCUGAGGUUGAUAAGAGUUUGUUGUCAACAGUUAAGGAAUCGAUUGUGCAAGGAUUUCAGUGGGGAACGCGCGAAGGCCCGUUGUGUGAUGAACCAAUUCGGAACGUGAAGUUUAAGAUCUUGGAUGCUGUUGUUGCAUCGGAGCCGAUACAUCGAGGUGGAGGGCAGAUCAUUCCGACUGCAAGACGAGUGGCAUACUCGGCAUUUCUUAUGGCUACUCCUCGUCUAAUGGAGCCUUACUACUUCGUCGAAGUACAAGCACCAGCUGACUGCGUAUCAGCAGUCUACACCGUUCUAGCAAGAAGAAGAGGUCAUGUGACCCAGGAAGCUCCCGUUGCUGGCUCUCCUUUGUACACAAUCAAGGCAUUUCUCCCGGCAAUCGACUCGUUUGGAUUUGAAACAGACUUAAGGACUCACACCCAGGGCCAGGCAUUCUGUCUCUCAGUGUUUCAUCACUGGCAGAUUGUUCCUGGAGAUCCUCUUGAUAAGAGUAUUGUUAUUCGACCGCUGGAGCCUCAACCUGCACCUCAUCUGGCGAGAGAAUUUAUGGUCAAGACUCGACGAAGAAAAGGUCUCAGUGAAGACGUCAGUAUCAACAAAUUCUUUGAUGACCCCAUGUUGUUAGAACUCGCUCGGCAAGACGUCAUGUUUAGCUACGCAAUAUGAACUCCGAACCUUAUAUACGGGACAUUAAAACGCCUGCUAUCUACACAACAACUCACG